AAGUUGUGGCUCGAGACUUCCCUUCUCGAACUUCAUCCAUGGCUGAGGCAAGUUGAUCAAGCACGAGCACACCGAGCCAAGCAGGACUUGCACUCAGAGCGCGACCGGCUCCUAAAACGGGCCGACAAGCGUGUCGACGCCCAUGGCUCUUCUGAUGACGGAAAGAACAAUGCUCGUGCCCUGCUCUGGACCUUUGCACUGAUCAUCCUUCCCGGUAUCGCUUACGCAUCCAUAAUGCUUUCGUGGUUCUUCGUGUUCCACAGCUCCAUCGUGAAGUUCGUGAUCGUCAAUUUUGAGGCGUUGUUGCGAGUGGCCUGGUGCUCAUGCUCCUUAGCUUCCGAUGGUUGACUGGCAAACCACGACCCUGGCUCUGGUGGAUGGGCUUCUACACCAUCCAGGCUGCUAUGGCGUCGCUGGUGAUUGGCUUCUUCCUGUACUACAGAAAUCUGGUCUACUAUUGGAAUUACAAGGAGAUGCGAAGCUACACGAACGUUGCUGCGGCGCAAGACGAUGCUGCCUUUCCUGAUGCAUACAUGUUCCUCUUCACAGAGGAUACGCGACUGGACACACAGAGAGCAGUGGGCUACAAGUCCAGGUGGACAGGGAAGGUUUAUUGUGUAGCACCCUUGGUCGACACUACGAUGUCAGCAGUCGAGCCCAUCUACUACUGGGCCAUUGGCGAAGACUGUUGUGAAGCGCGUUCGGACUUCCACUGUGGAGAUGCACAGGACCCGUCCACUCGAAGUGGUUUAGUCGCCUUGAAGCCAGAGAAGAUUGUGAGGCCCUACAUGCAAUGGGCAGUUAGAGGCUCACCCUACGACCGCUAUGUGAAUGCAGUGAAGCUAGAGGAGGCCACCUAUGUCACGGAGGCCGCGGAGGAUCCCACGUUCAUCUACUGGAGCAAGGAUCCAAUUGCCUUGAAGGACUCCUUCUACAAAGAUGCCUCCGACGCAUGCACCAUUUGGAGUCUUUGCUAUUUCGCGCUCUUGGCCGUGCUCUCCUUCUGCACAGCUUGGCGAUUAGUGCCCAAGAGGAAGCACGCUGGAGUUCUGAGAUAUGCUGAUUGAAUUGGAGGAAUUCUUCAUGCAAUGAGAGCGCCAUACAUUGGCAAUAGAUGGUGUGGAACAUGACAUAACUCUUCUUUUUGCGUUUGUUCAGUUUCCAAGUUCAGGGGCCUUCGGGUGCGAUGCAACAGCCCACUUGGAGCUCUCUUCUUUAAUAGUUCAAGCUUGUAGACAUCUGGAUAUCAGCUUGUUUCACCUUCCAAGAAGCUGGAGUGGGUCUACAGGU
Durusdinium trenchii is the source of this 1290-nucleotide messenger RNA. NCBI's taxonomy places the organism in Eukaryota, Dinophyceae, Suessiales, Symbiodiniaceae. The record is from the annotation of a GenBank genome assembly.